Molecule: messenger RNA, 1293 nt
Organism: Hordeum vulgare subsp. vulgare (domesticated barley)
Lineage: Eukaryota; Viridiplantae; Streptophyta; Magnoliopsida; Poales; Poaceae
Product: MADS-box transcription factor 18-like
Exons: 7
Coding region: 243-917 (224 amino acids)
Biological process (GO): regulation of transcription by RNA polymerase II
Molecular function (GO): DNA-binding transcription factor activity, RNA polymerase II-specific; protein dimerization activity; RNA polymerase II cis-regulatory region sequence-specific DNA binding
Source: RefSeq, a predicted model, not a curated record
CGCCGACCCAAUCCGGAGCCAAAUUUCGAUCUUUGAUUUAUGCGCGUUGGACUAAACAAACAGAGAAGCAGAGAGUAACCAAAUUUCGGCUCGACCGAUCCCAGCCAAGAUUCCCUAGCCUGGCCGGUGGGGAGCGAAUCCGGCAAAGCGACGGCGGGGGGCAUGAAGCGCUGCUGCGUGCGGCUACAUAAGCCGCGGGCCUCCGUUUCCUUCUGUCGGGGACGAGGAGGAGGAGGAGGAGGAUGGCGCGGCAGCGGGGGCGCGUGGUGCUGCGGCGGAUCGAGGAUCGGAGGCGGCGGGGGAUCUGCUUUAGGAAGCGGCGGACGGGGCUGGUUAAGAAGGCGGAGGAGCUCGCCGUGCUCUGCGACGCCGCCGUCGGCCUCCUCGUCAUCAACCCCUUCGACGGCACCUUCCAACGCUUCGCCGCGCCCGCGACUAUGGAGACUAUCAUCAAACGUUAUCAGAAUUUCCCAGAAGCACAAAAAAGAGCACAUGGAAGGAGGCUUCUUAAAGAGAGAAGCAAGGAUUUUCAAGUUCCCCUAGUAACAACAGAUAGAAAGCCAAACAUUUAUGACGUCAGGACAAUUGAUGAAUCAAGCAUAUCCCAGUUGACCAUCGAACAGCUUACACAAAUUGAAAGAAAACUGGAAUAUGCACUAAGAAAUGCAAAGACCAGGAAGUUGGAAGCCUAUUCGAUCGCCACACUACACGAGAAGGGGAAAGCAACGCUUGAGGAGAGGGACUUGAUGGAAAUGGUCUCCAGGAAGGAGCAGAAGCAGGAGGGGGGAAGGUAUGUAACUAAAAGCCAGCAAAGAAGCAGGGAGGUGGAUUUGACGCUCAGCCUCGGCAUCAGCAUUGGCUGCAACGUUGGUUGCUCGCAUAGGCACCAAAGGCCAAUUGACCUCAACAUGCCGUGACACAGACAAUUUCAGCGGGCUCAUGAGUUGGAUAGUUGGAGUGACGCUGUAUAUGGAGCAUCAACAGUUUCUCCAGAAUCUGCUGCGAAUAUUUUGAGUUGGCUUAAGUCAAAUCUCUAGCUAUCAUAAUUACUGCACAUGUGCACAGCUUUUCACCCCCAUUGCGUUUAGGGCUCGAUUAAGAAUGCGUUCAUCCUGGGUUCGGUUGUACACUUGUACAGUUGUACUAGCAUAAGCUGACUUCACAAAGAGUGCAUUUGUGCACAUCUCCACCAAAUUCAAGUUAUUAUCCAUGAGUACCAUGAUAUGUAUCUUCACUGAAACGAAUCCAUGAUUUGUGUGUCCUACUAAUAAUGCAGUAAUGUACCCUUUGUUA